UGCGUACUGAAGAAUGAUGCAUGGUGUGAGAUCCGAGAGAGCAAGGGGUUGUUGUCAACGGCGUGAGGAAGGUUGGGCAACUUCUGCUUUUUUGGGAUGCAUGAUCGCUACAUCCCAACGAUCGGUAAAACGUUGUGUUGGAAAACGCUGGUCACACUCUUGAGAGCUGGUUUGAUCAUCUUGAAAGCACCACAUCGUUCGCUCACAUCACCUGAGGUUUACCGGUGCGCUUGGAGUCGGUUUAUCGCAUUCCUUUGAUAAUCUUCUUGUGGAUGGUACUCCACACAUUAUCCAAAAGAUGGCACACUAUGGAGACUUGUUCAAGACUAGGAUAUGCAGAGCUUUCCAACAAGGGAAUUGCGACCGGACAAACUGUUCAUUUGCGCACGGAGAGGAAGAACUAAGAAUUGUUGGGAACAACGAGAGGCGGUACAUGGGAGAGGGUCAAGGACAAGUGUGGGACCGGUUGAGGAGGCCUGCAUCACCACCCAGGAAUGUGUAUAGGCGUAGACCUUCUCCACAUGCUCGUGGUCCAGCUUCUCCACAUGCUCGUGGUGCAGCUUCUCCACAUGCUCGUGGUCCAGCUUCUCCAGGAAGACCACCUCCAAUGCGUAGAGGUCCACCAAUGGACAACAGGAAUCGUAACCGUUCUCACUCUCCUAUGUACAAACGGCGGAGGAGUAACUCGAACUCGCCAUCCCGAUCACCUCGUCCAUUAAAUGGGGACAUAAGGCAGAUCAAACGGGUGCGCCCUGAUCACGGAGAGCAGGACUACAGUGAUGUUUCUGGGGAGGGUGGUGACGACAUUCCACACAGGGUUGCAAGUAGGCUGAGUCCUAUGUCAGGCGGUGGUGGGAAAGACGUGUAUGAGCUGCAGGAGCAGAUGAGCAAGAUGUCUGCUGAAAAGCAGGAACUUCUGCAAGAAGUUCGAGCGUUGACGGCUAAAAUGCACGCUAUGGAGGAUGCUUUAAAAAGGAAAGAGGUAAUGGUCAAGGAUUUACUCACGAAGCUGACAGUUUCUGAGGAGAAAUUUCAAAGGCUGGAGUUGCAGCUGAGGGAGAUUGUGACAGCUCAGAUCAAAGUUGAAAAAAGCAAGGAGCAUUAUGAGUGUUCACAGGCGGAAUUGCGGAAGCGCCUGGAGGAAGCGAUGGGUGAGAAUCAGGCUGACCCAGUGAUGAAGGUGCUGGGAGAUGAGGAUCUGACAAGAAGACAUCCUGCUUCUACCCCCAAGUUGGCACCUGGGCAUGGAGAGGGCAGCGGCAGGGCCAUGGGAGGCAGAGCUACAAGUCCUGGAGUCAGAAGCAAAGAAGGACUUCGCAUGCAGGAGAGUGUUGGGCAUGAAAGAGAGAGGGAACAAGAUAGAGAAAUGGAGAGGGGCGACCGAGACCGAGACCGAGAUGGUGAAAGAGAGAAAUACAGACACAGAGACAGAGAGAACGGAUUGAGGAGGGAGAAAUGUGGAAGUGCAGGGGGGGGCUCUCACGGUGGGAGAAAGCACCAUGGUGAAGAUGGUGAGUCUGAAUAUUUCUGAAUGCGCAACAUCAUCUGUUGUUGUCUUAGUGGUUUCAUCCCUCCACCUGUUUGUAGGUCAGACACCCAGGCUCAAAGAGCCUUCGGGAGUAAUCAUGAUUUUAACUGCUAUAGGAAAAGAGAUCAUCGCCACUGUACCAGAGGGGCCAUUUUGUCGCACUGCAAACAGAUGCUUGCAGUUUCUUUCUCGUGUCAGAGGUUCCGCUUGCUGUGUCAGAUCUAUGCCAAGGAGCUUUCAUAGGUUGAAGAAGCUUUGUGGUUGCCGUAGAGUAGUAGCACUUAAUGGGCUGCUCUCUCCUAGUCCUAGUGGGUUCCUUAUGGCCCAUGCUAAGUCAGCUUGCCAUGUUGAUUGAGGGAGUGUUUUUAGAGAGUAUCAGAGGUAAAAUUGUAACCACAGUUCGCCUUGUGUAUCAUGUAUCCUGUAAUGAGGUGCUGCGGUCCUUGCCGGCCCAGUGGGCUCUUAACCACUUGUUCCCACCCUGACAAGUUCGUGCUCACAAUGAGAAUGACUGCAUUGCCUUUCGGUGUACGUACGGGAUCAGCGGACUGUCAGCGCAUUGCAGGUAUGGCAGGAAUGGGAUGUUUUACAUCCAUAUAUACGUGCAAAUGUUAAGCGUGCAUGUUCUCACAUACGAUCAAUUUGUUAUCCCGCU
This is a messenger RNA of Chara braunii, 2183 nucleotides long. NCBI's taxonomy places the organism in Eukaryota, Viridiplantae, Streptophyta, Charophyceae, Charales, Characeae. The record is from the annotation of a GenBank genome assembly.